This is a messenger RNA of Chara braunii, 1104 nucleotides long. Lineage: Eukaryota; Viridiplantae; Streptophyta; Charophyceae; Charales; Characeae. The record is from the annotation of a GenBank genome assembly.
GACGAGAGAAACGGGCUGAUUUCCUCGACUAUGGAUGGGGAUAUCUACGAUCAAUUUGGGGAGGUCAUUGACAGAAGGCUUGGAGGAGUGAGAGCUGAAGCCCAACGAAGAGCGGCAGCGGGACCACCGCCCCUUGCCAUGUUCAGGCUAUGGCAGGAAAAGGAGGAACCACCGUUUGGGGUGGAAGAAGUGGGAAGUGAUGAGGAAGUGACUCAAGGGCUACGAGGAGGAAGUGAGACGGAAGAGGCCAUAAUCAUCGAGUCAGAUGACGAGGGGGAGGAGGAAAGAACGGAGUCUCCGUCCGUCUUAUUUAAGAAGAUGAAGGACUUGCUGGAUAAGAUGGGGAGAUACCAACAGAAGUUGGUGGACCUCUGUAAAGAAGUGAAAGGAUGGAGGUCUAACAUCCCCACAGUAUUCCUCUAUGACUCCGGCCCGGAGUCUGACUUUACGAAGACAGCCAUGCCAAGAGGAGGGAAGGGGACACGGCCGCCUCAGAGGCCGUUGGGCGCAUCAGGAGGAUAUGAGCGGCAUGGGCCUCGCCAACGAGAGAGUACUCCAGUCUACAAUGAUGGGGACAUCGAGCUAUUCCUGGACAGUUUCUGGGAGCAUGCAAGGCGUAUGGGCUGGACCGUCACUCAAGCUAUUGAGAGAUUGAGGGGAGCAGGUAGGUUCGAAGAGCCCAUUGCCAGGAUUCGUAGGGAGGCGACGACGAGGCAGGAGGUGGAGAUAAGGAUCGAGGAGUUGCGACCCUCGCCGGUGGGACCUGAUGGCAGGCCGAUCCGCCUGGAGAUUGGAAAUGUGUCGGACUUCAUCCCUGCGUUUGAGUGGUUCAUGCAAGAGCAGGGCAUACAGAGAGAUGAUUGGAUGCAGACACUACCACUCAGGACCAGGAAGGCGGAAAGGCCACUGGCUAUGCAGAUCAGGGACAUGGCACGAGAUUGGGAAAGCUGCAGGGCACAUUUGAGAGAGGUCUUUCGACGGCCAGAGCUCCCUCAACCCAGAGUCGAGAGGCGGCAGAGGAAUUCCGCACGUACCGUUGCGGCAGGCAGUACGAAGUCAGCCGCGGGGCCGGCGGCAUAGCCAUGAUAAAUGCCGCUACCAUCC